AUGUCAACUUACAAGCAUCCGAGGUUGACUCCUUACAAAUAUUCGGCAUUGACUCCCAGUACGAAAGAAAUUCGGAUUCUUACAUUAUUGCCUGGCUAUACUGAUGCUCCAAUUCGCGUCACACUCGCGCAUACACCGUUGGUACCGCCUGAGAAACGUCGUUCUAAACGCAUGUCUCUUGCUGAUCUCGAACGCACAUUACCCUCCGGCUGGACCGUCGAGGAGAAUGUAGAAGGUCACAUGUGCUUCGUGAAUGAAACUCCAGGUGACAGUCGAGGGACUUUCUGGAGGCAUCCUGAUCCUUAUUUUGAUCGACGUCUCUAUGAACUUCCCUUAGAUCAUGAGAAUCCAGGCUUCGAGCCAAGAUAUGAAGCUUUGUCGUAUACUUGGGGUUCAGCAGAGAAUCCCGAAGCGAUAUAUGUAGUAGAACCGUCCUACCCAUCCAAAGCACCGCAACUACUCGAAGUCGGGCAAAACCUCGCGUCAGCCUUGCGACAUCUCCGGGAUCACGACGCGGCUCGGGUUAUGUGGAUCGACGCAGUAUGUAUCAACCAAGCCGAUAUCGAUGAGCGAAGCAGUCAGGUUAUACGCAUGACAGAUAUCUUCAAAUCUGCGUACCGGGUUAUUGUUUGGCUAGGCGAAGAAGCAGAUGAGAGUAAGCUGGCACUUUCAACAAUGGCAUAUCUCGGAAGACAGACAGAGCUUUGCAAAAGUGGGAAACGGAUGUAUUCCCCUGGAGCCACUGAAACGGAUUGGUACCGGGCAGCAUUCGACCUUCCCUAUGACGACCGAGUAUGGCGUGCCUUAUUCCAACUCACAAAUCGGCCAUGGUUUGAACGGCUUUGGAUAUGGCAAGAAAUCCAGCUUGCGAACAGCCGUUCAAUAGUAAAAUGCGGACAUGAUACAAUUCCAUGGUCUCUAUUCCGCCGAGCGGCAGUAUGCCUUGCAACCAAGCAACAUCCCUCCCGCCCUAACCUUGGAGGGCAUUUAUCGAAACUCAAUAGUCUGUGUUACUACCGCCGCCGAUAUCCUUUCAAAACUCAACUGUCUUCCGUUUGGGAACGCAAAUGUGCUAAUCAAAGGGACAAAGUCUAUGGAGUUUUGGGUCUAGCGCCACCGAAGUUGGCAAACAGGAUCAUCCCGCAAUAUUCGCUGCCGGUUGACCGAGUCUUCAAGGAAGCCACCCUUGCCUAUCUUCACCAAUUCCAACGCCUAGACAUGAUUCAGUACUGUAAUUUGGGAACACGGCAGGUCGAAGGUCCUUCAUGGGUUCUUGAUAUGUCCGUCAAUCAAGAAGGAAUAGAUCGUAGCUUUUAUACCACGGGACUCUCGCGUGCGCAAACCGUAUAUCAUCAACCAGAUAUCCUUGAGGUCACUGGACUAUUGUGUACAAAGGUUCGGUCUGUCAGCCAGCCAGCAUCCCUAUACCGCGAUAAAGCCUUGGAUUCAAUUCGAUCAUGGCAGCCCCCAGAUUUGGAAACUGCUUCUUAUAUUACCGGUGGAAGUUUACUUGAUGCUUACCUGUCAACUGUAUGCUUCGGGGACCUAAAAGAAAAAUUUGUGGGUACCUUAAGUCCAACACUAGAAGAGUGGAAAGAGGUCUUUCUUUCCAAGCUAUCGGCCUCGGCGGGACCGAUACAGCCAGAUGCCCUUCUUAACCCCUGGGUUAUCCAUGCUCUUAAUUAUAUCACAGGAAUGUCCUUCAUGACCACAGAGGAUGGGCACAUCGGACUUUGUAGGUUUUCAGCCAAACCAGGCGACUGGGUGUGCCUCCUUCUUGGCUGUGAUGCGGCGAUUUUACUGCGGCAAAAUGCCACCGAAAAUUUUCAGGUUGUCGGCGCGUGUGGUAUCCACGGUCUCAGCGAUUCAGCAAGCCUUCUUGGCCCCUUGCCGAAGCCAUGGAAAGUGGAAAUUGUCUCUUACUCAUCCAUACUUCCCAACUAUCAAUUUGUCAACGCAGUCACAGGGGAAGUGACUCUGGAAGACCCUCGAUUAGAGCCACUCCCUGAGGAAUGGGAGAGGUUCGAGUCCCCGUGGACGCCCGAUGAUCCCGAGUUCUUUCAGCGAUUUAGAAAUAGGACUAAUGGAGAGGAGAUAAAUUCAGACCCACGAAUCUUUCCGGAGGCUUUGAAGGCACGAGGUGUACCAUUGCGAACCUUCCAGCUUGUUUGA
This is a messenger RNA of Venustampulla echinocandica, 2172 nucleotides long. RefSeq lists its product as uncharacterized. The coding region runs from base 1 to 2172 and encodes 723 amino acids. The transcript has a single exon. The record is from RefSeq and is a predicted model, not a curated record. NCBI's taxonomy places the organism in Eukaryota, Fungi, Ascomycota, Leotiomycetes, Helotiales, Pleuroascaceae.